AUGUUACUGCUCAAACUCUUCGUGGUGCUCAUGACUUGCCUGCUGCUGCUGGGCCAGGUCAAUGGCUCCCCAGUACCAGAACUGAGUUCAGCAAAAAGAUCCCGGAGAAUGACCCCAUUUUGGAGAGGGGUUUCCCUCAGGCCCAUUGGCGCUUCAUGUCGGGAUGAUUCGGAGUGUAUCACAAGACUAUGCAGAAAAAGACGCUGUUCUUUAAGUGUGGCCCAGGAGUGAUGUUCACACCAGUGGAAAAGUCAACUCCAACAGUGCUCCGUUCUGUGGAAUAUUGGUUAACUGCAUUUGGGCUGGAGAUACUUAAGUGAAGCAAUCUUGUGUUUUUAAUAUUUAAAGACAGAUGCUUGCUUUAAACUGGCCUCCAUUUCUUCUUAGAAUGUUGUU
Messenger RNA from Peromyscus eremicus (cactus mouse), 396 nucleotides. RefSeq names its product liver enriched antimicrobial peptide 2 (gene Leap2). The transcript has 3 exons. Gene Ontology annotation, biological process: defense response to bacterium; antimicrobial humoral immune response mediated by antimicrobial peptide. Lineage: Eukaryota; Metazoa; Chordata; Mammalia; Rodentia; Cricetidae. The coding region runs from base 1 to 231 and encodes 76 amino acids. The record is from RefSeq and is a predicted model, not a curated record.